AUGGCAGUUCUCGGAAUCACUAACGCUAAUGAUGAAAUAACGCAAUACCAAAUGGGACGAUACAUUAACAGCAAUGAAGCAGUUUGGCACAUUCUCCGCUUUUCUAUCCACGAGAGGUAUCCACCAGUUGUUCACCUGUCAGUACACCUUGAGAAUGGCCAGCGUGUUUGGUUUACGGAGUCGAACGCGUUGGCACAAGCUUUAAAUCCACACGACACUACAUUGACUGCUUUUUUCAAGUUGUGUCAGCAUGACAGUUUUGCCAGAACAUUGCUGUAUGUGGAAGUUCCUAAGUUUUAUACCUGGAAUUCCUCCAAAAAAGAAUUCAUAAAGAGAAAACAAGGCGCAAUCGUGCCCGAUACAGAAGCGCGCCAAGGUGAUUCUUUAGGACGUGUUUAUACAAUCCAUCCAAGUAACGCUGAGUGCUUCUAUCUAAGGCUGUUGCUACACAAAGUCAAAGGACCGGUGUCCUUUCAAGCUUUACGAACUGUGGAUGGUGUAUUAUGUUCGACGUAUCGACAAGCUUGCCAACAUUUAGGUCUACUGGAAAACGAUAAUCACUGGGAAAUAACUUUAUCUGAAGCUGGACUUUCAUGCCUUCCUUCGCAGCUUCGCAGCUUAUUCGCAAUAAUAUUGACAACUUGCUCGCCAUCAGAUCCUAAAGCACUAUGGGAAAAUCACAAAGAUAAUCUUAGUGAAGACUACAUGAGAACAGCACGAACUGCAAACAAUAAUACAAACAUGGUCUGCUCAUUGCAAAUUUACAACCAAGCACUAAUCGAUAUAGAAAAUAUAUGUAUUUCAAUUAAUAAUAAGUCCUUAGAGCAUUUGGGAUUAACUUCUCCCGUUCGAGACAGAAUAGAUUUGGCCGACAAAGAUAUCUCCCGGGAGAUGAAUUACGAUAUCGAUGUUCUUCGUUCUUUUAUAAGCAAAAACAAACCUCUAUUGGUUUCGGAUCAAAAGGUCGCAUAUGAAACUAUUCAAAGAAUGAUUAUUGACAAUAAGGGAGGAUUGAUAUUUUUGGAUGCGCCUGGAGGAACCGGCAAAACAUAUUUGCUGAAUUUGAUAUUGGCUGAUGUAAGAGCAAAGAAAGAAAUCGCUGUGGCAGUUGCUUCUUCAGGAAUAGCGGCUACCCUUUUGUGUGGCGGGCGUACAGCUCACUCAGCUUUUAAGUUACCACUGUCUCCGCAAAUAUCUGACACACCGAUGUGCAAUAUAAGCAAAAAUUCAGGACAAGGUAGGGUUCUCAAGACAUGUAAGCUAAUCGUGUGGGAUGAAUGCACAAUGGCCAAUAAAAAGUCGCUGGAAGCUUUAGACCGAUCUCUUAGAGACUUGAGAGGUAAUGAUCAGCCCAUGGGUGGUGCUUUACUCUUACUGGCAGGGGACUUUCGACAAAUUCUUCCAGUUAUUCCGAAAGGAACCGCCGCAGAUGAAGUUAAUGCUUGCUUAAAAUCGUCAUAUCUAUGGGGCUACGUACAAAAAUUGACUCUUUCAACAAAUAUGAGAGCACAUUUGGGAGGAGACGCUUCAGCAGAAGUUUUUGCUGAACAACUUCUUAAUAUAGGCAAUGGAAAAAUACCAAUUUCUUUACCACCAAAUUUAAUUUCGUUUCCCCCAGGUUUUUGCCAACUUAUGACAUCAAUCGAGGCUUUGAUAGAAAAUGUAUUUCCAAACAUUGAAGCCAAUCACACAAACUAUAGAUGGCUUCGCGAAAGGGCCAUUUUGGCACCUAAAAAUGACAAUGUCAAUGUCAUUAAUACCAAAAUUCAAGAAAUACUACCAGGAACUGUCACAACUUAUCAUUCUAUUGACACAGUCGUUGAAGAAUCCCAGGCUGUGCAUUAUCCCGUUGAGUUUUUAAACUCCUUGGAGCCAUCAGGAGUUCCUCCUCAUUGA
Messenger RNA from Rhagoletis zephyria (snowberry fruit fly), 1896 nucleotides. RefSeq lists its product as uncharacterized. Gene Ontology annotation, molecular function: DNA helicase activity. Gene Ontology annotation, biological process: telomere maintenance; DNA repair. The record is from RefSeq and is a predicted model, not a curated record. NCBI's taxonomy places the organism in Eukaryota, Metazoa, Arthropoda, Insecta, Diptera, Tephritidae.